Messenger RNA from Portunus trituberculatus (swimming crab), 1781 nucleotides. It is a transcript of the gene mtTFB2, whose product is annotated as dimethyladenosine transferase 2, mitochondrial-like. Bases 152 to 1504 code for a protein of 450 amino acids. The transcript has 4 exons. The record is from RefSeq and is a predicted model, not a curated record. Gene Ontology annotation, biological process: rRNA methylation; transcription initiation at mitochondrial promoter. Gene Ontology annotation, cellular component: mitochondrial matrix. Gene Ontology annotation, molecular function: mitochondrial transcription factor activity; rRNA (adenine-N6,N6-)-dimethyltransferase activity. NCBI's taxonomy places the organism in Eukaryota, Metazoa, Arthropoda, Malacostraca, Decapoda, Portunidae.
UUUAGUUUUAAGGUGUUUAUUUUACCAUAUAUAACUUGGUGGGUACGUACGUUUUAAUUGAAAUUUUGAAGCUAGUUAGGUAUAUAGGUAGUACAUCAGUACACACUUACACUUCGACUUGUCCAGUUUCUCUCCACUCUAUUCUUAUAGGAUGAUGAUGGUUAUAAGAUUCUCCAGGAUAAGCUUUGCUCCAAAGCCAUCAUACUUGUACUCUGCUUGUCAGAAAUAUUUGAACAAGUUUUCUUUAAAAGGAAAUAUAGGAAUUACGGAAGACAGAAACUUUUCUAAGUGCUCUGCAUGUCUUGGGAAAGCCAGUAGUGUUACUGAAAGGAAAUUUUUUCUUAAUGGAGAAGAUUCAGAUUCAGCCUCUUUACAGCCCACUCUUCCAGAAGACAACACUAAAAUCAGUCAAGACAAAAACAUUCAUGAUCUCAGUAAAAAGAUAAAAAUGCUUCUGAAAGGAUCUAAAGGAACAAGAAGACAACAUAUAGUGGACAAAAAUGUAGCAGAGACGCUAGUAACACAUUUAAAAAAAGAUCUAGGAGACAGUGAUAUCAUAGUUGAGUCUUCUCCUGGGAUUGGGGUGCUGUCUGAAACCAUUUUAACCCAGACUGAUAACAGUGUUGUAGUUUAUGAACCUAAUAACAAACUCAGGUCAUAUUUAAAAAAGGUACUGCUGCCCCAAUAUUCAAGCCGUCUCCAGAUACAAAAGUAUGAUUUUGAAAAGUUUUAUGGAUAUUAUAUCAUAGAUCAAAAGGAGCCUGAAAAGCCAAUAUUACAGAACUUUUUAGAUCCAAUAUUGAGAAAAGAAGAAUCUGAAUUUUUGCCAGUAAAAAUUGUUGGUGUGAUAUAUGAUGCUAAAUUUAUUGCAAGACUGAUUUUCUCAUACACCUUUCAAUGUUCUUUGUUUGGAGAAAUCUCACCUGUCUUGUACAUAUACAUCCCUUUCAGUAUAUACUGUAAAAUAACCCGUGAUCUUAAUCAUGUGUAUAAUAGUCAUGGUCUAUUAUUUCAAUACUACUUUAAUGUGGAGACCUUACAUGUAACACCCAAGGAAAGUUUUUAUCCCAUCUGCACCAAGUCUAGGAAAAAAUUGAAGGAUGAUGAGGACGUGUAUCUUGUCAAGAUUUCAGCAAAAAAGGAAUUUCUCCAGGAGGUGCCAAACAAUGAGCGGGAGAGUUUCCACUUCUUCAUGAACACCGUGUCACGCAUCAAGAGGGUCGACUCACUCAUCAUAGGCAUGGAGCGUUGGAUCCCUGACUGUGGCCCAGAACUUAUUAAGAAUGGCUUCCAUGUAUUUGCACAUCCAAGAGAGUUAUCAACAGAGCAACUAUUGCAAGCCUACAAGAUUUUCACAAAAUUUCCAUCUUAUCGGGAAUCUACCUUCCAUUACCAAAGACAGCAGUUUGUUGCAAGAUAUGGAUCAAAAGAUGAAGAAAUGUUAGAGAGUAAAUCAGCAGAUGAAACUACUGACUUGGAUGACCAUGACUUCUUGGAAAAUUGAAAGUCACUUUGUAGCCUUUUUUUUCCCUAACUUCUGCAAGUCUUGAAAUUUCAUAUUUUCCUUCAGCAGUCGAUGGUAGAGGAAGAAUGUUUCUAUGAGUGGAACUGUAAGAGAUGUGGCCCAAACAAAAAUACUGUACAUGACUUUCAAAAGUGACAAAGUAAAUAAGCAGAAAAGGCAGUGAAGUGCAUGAAGUUGUUAAGACAAGGAGUGGAGAGAGAGAGAGAGAGAGAGAGAGAGAGAGAGAGAGAGAGAGAGAGAGAGAGAGAGAGAGAGA